GAUAUAUAAAAGGCCCGACCACAGAAGUCAGCACCAAAAUUCCUCCAAGCAACACAACUCUCAGCCCAGCUCCUGACACCAUGUGCUGUUCCACGAGCUUCUGUGGAUUUCCCAUCUGCUCCACCGGUGGGACCUGUGGCUCCAGCUGCUGCCAGCCAAGCUGCUCCCAGACUAGCUGCUGCCAGCCACCCUGCGUCCAGACCAGUUGCUGCCAGCCACCCUGCGUCCAGACCAGCUGCUGCCAGCCACCCUGCGUCCAGACCAGCUGCUGCCAGCCAACCUGUGUCCAGACCAGCUGCUGCCAGACCAGUGGCUGUGAGAUCGGCAGUGGCAUUGGCAGUGGCAUUGGCGGUGGCCAGGAGGGUAGCAGUGGAGCUCGGAGCUACCGCACCAGGUGGUGCCGCCCUGACUGCCGCGUGGAGGGCACCGUCCUGCCACCUUGCUGCGUGGUGAGCUGCACGCCCCCCACCUGCUGCCAGCUGCACCACGCCCAGGCGUCCUGCUGCCGCCCCUCCUACUGUGGGCAGUCCUGCUGCCUGCCAGCCUGCUGCUGCCAGUGCUCUGAGCCCACCUGCUGUGAGCCCACCUGCUGUGAACCCACCUGCUAAAAACCAGGUUGCUCAUUUUCAGUUGCCCAGGAUGCAGUAUCUCUGAACAAUUUAUCCCCUUAACCACCUAAGGAACACUAACAAAUUCUUAGACUUCCGUUUUGGUUUUUGAGUUCUCUUUGAUUCCACUCUGCAAUGAAUAUCUUGACUUUCCACUGUGGACACAGAAAUGCUGCAGACUCACCUGCUGACCAGUAAAUUGCUUUGGAUAUACUAUUUCUGAUUUUCAUGCAAGGUUGAAAAUUACCAACAUAUUAUGGAACUUAUCUUUAUGAACUGUCCGCAGCCUCUUUUUCCAUGCUUCACGAUCUAGUUUUAGCUUCUGUUGACCUGAAAAGUUUUCCAGCAUCCAAGCCACCAGAGUAUAGCCAAGUGUGAAGAUGUCACCAGCAAGAAUGGAAGCUCUUCACCCAACACUCAGCCUCUAAGACGGAACCUAGACUUUUCGAUAUUUCACCACCUGAUUCCAGGUCCCUUUUUUGGGUGGGGGUGGUGGCAUAAUGAUCCUGCCUGUUGGCUAUUUCAAUUAUAAUCUGUGACACAGUGUCUUCUGUCAUUUCUUAAUAAAUGGUCUAUACUGGGCAAAAAAA
Messenger RNA from Sus scrofa (pig), 1198 nucleotides. Its product is annotated as keratin, high-sulfur matrix protein, B2D. The record is from RefSeq and is a predicted model, not a curated record. Lineage: Eukaryota; Metazoa; Chordata; Mammalia; Artiodactyla; Suidae. Gene Ontology annotation, cellular component: keratin filament.